GCAUUUUACCCCAGCUUUCGAGAAGCUCCGCAAACUCCGCAAUUCGACAGCCGUCGCCUUGAUCGUGCUCGCCCAUCCGACACUCCUGACACAGUCGCUCAUUUCACACCGAUUCAAGACGCCAGAAACCCACGAUCCAAAAUGCCCACCGCAGUGCCCAAGGUCCAGCAGGCAGCGCUCAGCAAAGAGCUCUCGGAGCCGCUUCCCGAACCGCCAUCUUUCGAGGGCAAGCCGGGCGUUCGCAGCAUAGCCGGCGACCUAGGUGACAAACGCGUGAAUGGCAAAGUCAUCAUCGUCACUGGCGCCAACUCCCUCAUCGGCAUCGGCCGCGCCAGCGCGCACCAAUUCGCCCGCCACGGCGCCCGCGCCCUGUACCUCUGCGACUUCGACGCCUCGAACCUCGCUCUGCACAAGCGCGAGCUGGCCUCCCUGUACCCCAGCGUCGACGUGCACACGCGGCAAUUCGACGCCGCGGACGAAGCCGCGGUGAAGGCCGUGUGCGACGACGCUGUGGCUGCGUACGGGCGGCUGGACGUGUUCUUCGCGAACGCGGGGAUCAGCAGCGGCAAGGUGUUUUGGGAGGAGGACUCGGCGGGCUUCAUGCGCAUGAUGCGGACGAACGCGCUGUCGGUGUUUCUGGCGGCCAAAUAUGGCAGUCUUGCGAUGCGCAGGACGGGCGCUGAGAAGCCGUAUCCGGGCGGGAGUAUUAUUGGCACGGCGUCGGUGGCGGGGCUGAAGAGCAAUGCGGGGCCGACGGACUACUCGGCGAGCAAGGCCGCGGUCGUGAGUCUGAUGCAGACGUGUGCGUAUCAGCUGGUGGGCAGCGGGAUUCGGUGCAAUGCCGUCUGCCCGGGCUUGAUUGAGACGGGCAUGACGAAGAUAACAUACGACGCGGCGCGCGCAAGGGGGAGUGAGAAGAAGAUUGGCCAGCUCAAUCCGCUGAGGAGGGGCGGGCAGCCGGAUGAAAUUGCGCGGGCGGUGUUGUUUUUGGCGAGUGACGAGAGCAGCUAUGUCAAUGCCCAGGCGUGGGCUGUUGACGGUGGGCUGAGUGGUGGAAUGCCAUUUGUGCCUGGAAAGCUAGCUUAGCCGUC
Boeremia exigua is the source of this 1091-nucleotide messenger RNA. RefSeq lists its product as uncharacterized. NCBI's taxonomy places the organism in Eukaryota, Fungi, Ascomycota, Dothideomycetes, Pleosporales, Didymellaceae. The record is from RefSeq and is a predicted model, not a curated record. The transcript has 2 exons. The coding region runs from base 142 to 1086 and encodes 314 amino acids.